Molecule: messenger RNA, 1101 nt
Organism: Rotaria sp. Silwood2
Lineage: Eukaryota; Metazoa; Rotifera; Eurotatoria; Philodinida; Philodinidae
Source: the annotation of a GenBank genome assembly
AUGGAAACUCACGCUCACGAAACAAUCGAUCAAAUGUGUCGAUUGCAGCUUCAUGGCUCUUACCCAUUAGUGGCUUUAGAUAAAGAAAGAUGGUCUGAACGAUAUUGUACUGUACCAUAUAAUUGUACGUGUUCGCUUGAUCCAAUAAGUAUUGGUUUAUCUGCUUACAAUCGAUCUGUAUGUAUUUGUCCUAUUUAUAAAUUUGGUCAUCGAUGUCUACUUACCGAUAAAAUUUUUGAAAUAAAUAAUAAUUUAACACGUCAAAACGGUGGUCAAUGUCAAAGUGCUUGUGAAAAUGAAGGUCAAUGUUUUCAAGAGGACCAAAAUUGUCCCAGAAAAUCAAUAUGUAUAUGUUCACCAUGCUUUUAUGGAACACAAUGCCAAUUUAGGGUAAAUGGAUUUGGUUUAUCACUUGAUGCUAUCUUAGGUUAUCAUAUUCAACCACAGCUUAACAUGAAUCAAUGGUUAAAUGCAUGUGUGGCUAUUGAAAGAGUUAUCACAGUUAUCAAAGGUAUUAAUUUUCGUAAGGAAAAAAGCAAACGAAUUGCUAAACUAGUAUUAAUCAUUCUUUUAAUUUUUACUAUUUCUACAAAUAUUUGUGAUCCUUUUUAUCGACGUUUAAUUGAUAAAGAAAAUGAACAUGAUAAACGAAUAUGGUGUAUUGCUACUUAUUCAUCUAGUUUACAAAUAUACAAUUUUUUAAUACAUGCAUUUCAUGUUGUAGCUCCAUUUAUCAUUAAUAUAGUGGCGGCUGUUAUUUUUAUAGCAAAAAAAUCUCGUCAACAAGCAAAUCUUAAAGAUAAUGAAAAUUAUAGAGAACUUUUAAAAGCGCAACUUCGAGAAUAUACAAAUUUAUUUAUUGCUCCUAUUGUAUUAGCAAUUCUUGCUUUACCACGUUUAAUUAUUUCAUUUCUAUCAAAAUGUAUGGAAUCAGCAGAUGACACGUUGUUAGAUCCUAUUGAAUAUUUUAUUUCAUUUAUGCCACCGAUGCUUACAUGCGUUGUAUUCGUUUUACCAUCAAAAUUUUAUAAAGAAAAACUUCUUGAAACUCUCAUUGAUUACCGAACUGAAAUACAACGACAUUUUAAACAAGUUAAAUAA